This is a messenger RNA of Microdochium trichocladiopsis, 1220 nucleotides long. Its product is annotated as CAP Gly-rich domain-containing protein. The transcript has 2 exons. Lineage: Eukaryota; Fungi; Ascomycota; Sordariomycetes; Xylariales; Microdochiaceae. Gene Ontology annotation, cellular component: nucleus; cytoplasm; microtubule plus-end. The record is from RefSeq and is a predicted model, not a curated record. Gene Ontology annotation, molecular function: microtubule plus-end binding; alpha-tubulin binding. Bases 160 to 909 code for a protein of 249 amino acids. Gene Ontology annotation, biological process: post-chaperonin tubulin folding pathway; tubulin complex assembly; cytoplasmic microtubule organization.
GACAACAUAAGUUCAAUCAGGUCCGAGGCGGUUAGACGGAAGUUCCUGGUCGUUAAUCACAAAAGCCAGCUGGAUUCAGAAGCACACCUUCUGCCACGCUAUCAAAGGCAUCCCUGCACCACCACUUCACGCAGAGGUUUAAAUUCCAGCUCGCUCACCAUGGCUGACGUCCCGCUGCUCAUCAUCUCGGAGAACUCGUCGUCGGAGCGGCGCAUCACCCCGUCAUGGUCCAUCAGCCAGCUGCGGACCAAGCUCGAGCCCGUCACCGGCAUCCCGCCGUCGGCGCAGCGGAUGACCUACAAGGCUCCCGGCCGUGAUGCCGUCCCCGUGGCGGCCCCCGACGAGGACAGCACCCUCAUGUCCAGCUUUGGCCUGGUGCCGUAUGCAGAGCUCCACAUUACCGACACGAGGCCGGCUUCAGCCAAGAUCAACUUCAACGACACGUCCAAUGUCGAGAAGUACGUGAUGCCGGUGGACGAGUACGAGAAGAAGACGGACUCUGUGCUCGCGUGGAAAAAGGCCGAGAAGCUCGGCCGCUUCAACCCGGAGGCGCCCACCCUCGAGAAGGCCAAGCUCGAGGCCAACCAGCACGAGAUUGACAGCCGCGGGAUCGCCGUGGGCAGGCGGUGCCGUGUCGGCGGGGACGACGCGCGCCGCGGCGAGGUCAUGUACGUCGGCCCCGUCCCGGAGAUCCCCGGGGUGCUUGGGUCGUGGGUGGGCGUGCGCCUCGACGAGCCCGUGGGCAAGAAUGAUGGGAGCGUCGGCGGGACGAGGUACUGGGGCGCCGCCGCCGCCGCCGACGAGGGCGCGCAGCUCAAGCACGGCGUGUUUGUGCGGCCGGAGAGGGUCGAGGUCGGGGACUUCCCGGUACUGGAUGAUCUUGACGACGAGGAUAUGGAGGAGAUAUAAAAGGAAUUUCGGCCUUGCGUCUUUCCAUCAUUGCCACGGGACUAUUGAAGCGCAACGGCUAGGCGCGAUGACGGGCCCUGCGGCUACACAAACAUUGUUCCUCCCUGUCGUUCUUAGCUCAUGUGUUCACCCCGAGCGAGUUUAGCCACUCGUCCAGUGUUCACAGCUGGUUCCCUGUUAGCAGGCCGGAGCACUUGGCUUCUUGCGAGCGGAAGGAUCGUCGAUGACAAUUGAAACGAGCCCUUAUACAGUUAAUGACGCCCCAUCGUGAACGGGCAUAGAGCUAUCCAUCACAGUUGUGCUCUCGGGAA